GACUAAACCUUAUCCACCAAAUCUUCACCAAACUCAUAAGCUCAUAACCUAACUUGGAGAAAGAAGACAAGAGAAAAAAUCUGAAAAUGAAAUCAAUUAAGGAUCUGAGUCAUCAUCUUAUCCACUGAGUUUAUAAUUCAUCAUAAAAAAAUGAAAUAUUCUCCAACAUGUUCUCAUUCUAUGUAGUUUCGGACUAUGGACGUGGCAUGGCAUUGUCAACGCUAGAAACUUGGACAGUUUUGGUUGCAACUUUGUGUUUACUUGUGUUUAUUCUGCAAGAGAUUCUUAUGGGAGGGAAUACUUCAAAAGGGUCUUCUUCACCUAGAAGGAGACAUGUUCCUUCCUAUGAAUAUGAAUCUUCAGGUUCUUCAUCUUCAUGGAAUAAUAACUAUGAUGGAUAUCCACCACAGUCACCACAUCCUCAGCAGAGUCCUUAUCAUACACCUCACCAUCAGUUUCCAUCUGCAUCAGCUCCAUUUUAUGAUAAUUCACAGCAAAAGAAGAAGUUGGAUAAGAGGUAUUCAAGGAUUGCUGAUGAUUAUCAUUCACUGGAUGAGGUAACUGCUGCUCUUGCAAAUGCUGGGCUGGAAUCAUCUAAUCUCAUUGUUGGCAUUGAUUUCACAAAGAGCAAUGAGUGGACAGGGAAGAGUUCAUUCAAUCGGAAAAGUUUACAUCACAUUGGAACUGGUCAAAACCCUUAUGAACAAGCAAUAUCUAUUAUUGGGAAAACUCUAUCUACUUUCGAUGAAGAUAACUUGAUUCCAUGUUUUGGUUUUGGAGAUGCAUCUACACAUGAUCAAGAUGUAUUUAGCUUCUAUUCAGAAGAGAGGUUAUGUAACGGGUUUGAAGAAGUUCUGGCACGAUACAGAGAAAUUGUUCCUCACCUCAAACUUGCAGGACCGACUUCGUUCGCCCCGAUUAUUGAGAUGGCCAUAACUAUUGUCGAAGAAAGUGCUGGCCAAUAUCAUGUUCUGCUUAUAAUUGCAGAUGGACAGGUGACGAGAAGCAUCGAUACAGAAUAUGGCCACCUAAGUCCACAGGAACAGAAGACAAUAAAUGCAAUCGUAAAAGCCAGUGAGUAUCCGCUGUCGAUAGUUUUGGUAGGAGUUGGAGAUGGACCGUGGGAGAUGAUGGAGGAAUUUGACGAUAACAUUCCUUCUCGAGCAUUUGACAAUUUUCAGUUUGUGAAUUUUACUAAGAUAAUGUCGAAAAAUGUAAAUCCAUCCCGAAGAGAGGCGGAGUUUUCUCUUGCAGCUUUGAUGGAGAUACCUUCUCAAUAUAAGGCAACCAUAGAUCUUGGCUUAUUGGGUUUGCGGAGGGGUUAUUCACCGGAUAGGGUUCCUCUACCCGCUCCCCUUUAUAAUAGGACUUCCUCCAAUAUCAGUGGAAAAUCUUUUCGGUCAAACAGUUUUCAGCCGAAUGUGCGUAGAGGUACUGGCUAUGAAUAUGAUAGCGGUGCUCACAAUCACACAGAACCAUCUACAAGCUCUUUACAUGAUAAUAAGGUUUGCCCGAUUUGUCUUACCGAUGCAAAGGAUAUGGCCUUCGGUUGUGGACAUCAGACUUGUUGUGGAUGUGGAGAAGACCUUGAAUUCUGUCCAAUUUGCAGGAGCACAAUCACUACUAAGAUAAAGCUUUACUAGAAAUAUAUGCUGCUUUUAAUGAAAUUUUUAUUCAUUAGCAGAAUAAGGUUAGAACAUCAAAGUAAGGAAGACAUUUUGUUUAUAUUAGAUUUAAAUAAUGAGUUUUACCCUGUUGUAUAUAUGUGCCCUGUCCUCUUGUGUGCAUUGAGGGCAUCAUGUUUUUCAAUUUUCAGUAAACCGUCUCUGUAAAAACUCCAGAUUGUUUCAGUGGACA
This is a messenger RNA of Lathyrus oleraceus (garden pea), 1857 nucleotides long. RefSeq names its product E3 ubiquitin-protein ligase RGLG5. Gene Ontology annotation, biological process: protein ubiquitination. The record is from RefSeq and is a predicted model, not a curated record. Lineage: Eukaryota; Viridiplantae; Streptophyta; Magnoliopsida; Fabales; Fabaceae. Gene Ontology annotation, cellular component: nucleus. Gene Ontology annotation, molecular function: ubiquitin-protein transferase activity. The transcript has 12 exons. The coding region runs from base 168 to 1643 and encodes 491 amino acids.